This is a messenger RNA of Cucumis sativus (cucumber), 1862 nucleotides long. Its product is annotated as protein ALP1-like. The transcript has 2 exons. The coding region runs from base 288 to 1454 and encodes 388 amino acids. NCBI's taxonomy places the organism in Eukaryota, Viridiplantae, Streptophyta, Magnoliopsida, Cucurbitales, Cucurbitaceae. The record is from RefSeq and is a predicted model, not a curated record.
UGUCUCACAAAGCAAAAUCGCCUUUAGCUCAUUCGCAAACCCAAAACUUCUUGCUCUAUCUCAUGGACUACCACCAUUGAUUGGACCUUUUGUUCUUAGACUAAUUUAAAGUUGGUUUCAUUCAAAGGGCGGCCCUCGAUCUUUCUCCAUUGCAUGUGCUACAAAACCCAAUUCCUGUUUUUACCAAAUUUGAAGAAUCUGUGUGCGAUUUUGUGGAAUAUUAUGUGUCCUCUUCAUCAAUAACAAUUUUUUAUAUUUGGGUUUUAAUCACUCACUCGUUGUGGCUAAUGGGUCCAAUCAGAGGGUUGAGAAAGAAGAAGAAAUUAGAGAGAAAGCUCGAUUGCAAUGGUACUGCUUCUGAUUCUUCUGAAAAGGAUGAUGCUAUAGAUUGGUGGGAUGAUUUCUCCAAACGAACCAAUGGUCUUCAUUCUGCAUCAAAAGGUUUGGAUAGAUUCAAAUCCAUUUUCAAGGUCUCCCGAAAGACUUUCGAUUACAUAUGUUUGCUUGUCAAGGACGACAUGACAGCUAAAUCUGGUCAUUUUACAUUUUUGAACGGUAGGCCAUUGUCUUUAUGUGAUCAAGUAGCUGUAGCUUUAAGAAGGUUGGGGUCCGGUGAAUCAUUAGUGACAAUAGGUGAUUCGCUUGGGUUGAACCAUUCGACUGUGUCUCAAGUCACAUGGCGAUUUGUGGAGUCAAUGGAAGAAAGGGGGCUUCACCAUCUUCAUUGGCCUUCAAACGAAGUGGAAAUGGCUCAAGUGAAAUCAAAAUUUGAGAAAAUACAAGGACUCCCUAACUGUUGUGGUUCGAUCGAUACCACUCACAUCACAAUGUGUCUGCCUGCUUCGGAUCCCACAAGUUAUGUGUGGCUUGAUGACAAAAAAAACCACAGCAUGGUUUUGCAAGUGAUUGUAGACGCAGAAAUGAGGUUCCGAGACAUAUUAACUGGAUUGCCUGGAAAAUUGUCGGAUUGGUUAGUUUUCCAGAGUUCAAACUUCCACAAGCUUUGUGACAAGGGGGAGAGGCUGAAUGGGAAGAGGUUUGAGCUUCCCGACAGAUCGGAAAUCCGAGAAUAUAUAAUUGGAGAUUCCGGCUAUCCUUUACUUCCUUAUCUUGUCACUCCCUAUGAUGGAAAAGAACUCUCAACAUCAAAAACUGAGUUCAACAAGCGACACAAAGAGACUCGGUUGGUGGUUCAACGAGCACUAGCAAUGUUGAAAGAACGGUGGAGAAUCAUUCAAGGAGUGAUGUGGAGACCCGAUAAACAUCGGUUGCCGAGGAUCAUUCUAGUCUGCUGCUUACUUCAUAACAUUAUCAUUGAUAUCGGAGAUGAAACGGAGGAGGGUGAAGUUCCUUUGUCUAUCGAACAUGACGUUGAUUACAAACAACAGGUAUGUGAUGUUUUUGACUCAAAGGGUGCAUAUGUGAGAGAUAGAUUGUCUUUGCUGUUCAUAUGAAACUGAGAGGCUUGGUUACCAUAUUUACUAUUCUUUUAUAUUCUACAAUGUUCAAAUGAUGAGAUUAAGUGCCAACAUGAGGUCAGCUCAACUGGCACCUAUGUACCAAAGGAUAAGAGGUUUCAAGUUCAAAUCUUCCAUCGCAAAUUGAAUUAUGACUCCUUUUCAAAAAAAAAAAAAUUAUGGGAUUAAGCUUCUGCCGCAUGUACAUAUCAUCAAUUGAUGCUUUAGUCAUUUAUUGGGGAGUGAUUGAUGAAUUGAUUCAGGUCCAAUGAUCUGAAAUUUGUCUUAUGAACAUUGAAAGAGGGAAAUUACAAAACACACAAGUUAUUAGUAUAUGAGCUGUGGUUUUUGUUCUUUUGCUGUGAACAGUAUGGAAUUACAGCGUUACAUGCAAGUUUCAACUCC